CCUUGCUCGAUCCGUCCAUGGAGGAUCCAGCAGCACCACAACACUGUACAGUCUGCCAGAGCUCCGCCUCCCCCUCCAUUGCCAGAGCUUGAUCGAGUGAUCGGUCGGGCCGGUAGAUCGAUGGGGUUCCUGGAGGCCCUGUCGGGGCUGUGCCGGUCGUGCCCGGCCCCCCUCACGCGCGGCCACCUGCAGAAGGGGCGGCAGCUGGAGACGGUGGAGAUGAAGGUCCGGAUCGACUGCGAGGGGUGCGUGAGCAAGAUCCGCAAGACGCUGGAGGGGAUGGACGGCGUCACCGGCGUCGACGUCGUCCCCAGGGAGAACAGGGUGACCGUCACCGGCUACGUCGACGCCGCCAAGGUGAUGCGCCGCGUCGCGCGCAAGACCGGCAAGCGCGUCGAGCCGUGGCCCUACGUGCCCUACGACGUCGUCGCGCACCCCUACGCGCCCGGCGCCUACGACAAGAGGGCGCCCGCCGGGUACGUCCGCGACGUCAUGGCCAACCCCGGCGGCGCGAACGCGUCCUUCGCGCGCGCCACCUCCACCGAGACUAGGUACACCGGGGCCUUCUCCGACGAGAACCCCAACGCGGCGUGCGCGAUCAUGUAGCUCCUCACUAGGUCGAUCGAUCUCCUCCCGUUCCAUUUGGUAACUCCUAGUAAUACCUAGGUAGUAACUGCUACGUAUGUAUGUAUAUUUGGGUUACACUUUUUCCUCGGAGGAGCUGCAUGGCUGCUCCGGGUUGGUUCAGGCGGCAGGCUGGCCGUCCUGCCGUCGUUCCCGUCGCAGAUGCUUCAGGCUGCCCCGCCGUCGCCGUGCUGGGGCCGGUCAAGCUCUUCGACCACUGAUGAGGUACGUGGCAAUAAACUCCAUGACCCGGAUCUAGGUCUGGUCGUUGGUCUUGUUCCCAUUCUGCUCCGCUGCAAGGUUGAUCGAUCUGGAAUGAUCUUGUGCUUCUGGGCAUUACGCCGGGAAUGAUCCUCGAUCGGCGUCCUGUUGACUCGGUGUUCGCAUUUCUCCAAUGUCAUGUGCAGUUGCUGCAGUGUCCAUGGGCCACCAAUUUUUAACCUCCAGGCUCUAAGAAAGCCCUGGAGGCCACCUAAGAUCACGCCGUUGCGCAAUGCCAGCAAAGGAGUACUGAUCUUGCCCGGCGAGGUCGGGUCUUUGUGAUUGAAUAAAUUAUUAGUGGAUUUAGCUUCUUCCAUCUUUCAGCUUCAGUUACUGUUUCCAGAAUAGACUUUGUAAUUUCCUUUCUUUACAAGAACCGUAAGUAGUGAUCUAUGUAACAAUUCUACACAAGCAAUUUAGUGCGUAAUUUUUAGGAACAA
This is a messenger RNA of Triticum dicoccoides, 1325 nucleotides long. RefSeq names its product heavy metal-associated isoprenylated plant protein 26-like. Bases 121 to 606 code for a protein of 161 amino acids. Gene Ontology annotation, molecular function: metal ion binding. The transcript has a single exon. NCBI's taxonomy places the organism in Eukaryota, Viridiplantae, Streptophyta, Magnoliopsida, Poales, Poaceae. The record is from RefSeq and is a predicted model, not a curated record.